Messenger RNA from Crotalus tigris (Tiger rattlesnake), 2527 nucleotides. RefSeq names its product GDNF family receptor alpha 4 (gene GFRA4). The transcript has 8 exons. The record is from RefSeq and is a predicted model, not a curated record. NCBI's taxonomy places the organism in Eukaryota, Metazoa, Chordata, Lepidosauria, Squamata, Viperidae. Gene Ontology annotation, cellular component: external side of plasma membrane; signaling receptor complex. Gene Ontology annotation, molecular function: glial cell-derived neurotrophic factor receptor activity. The coding region runs from base 63 to 1352 and encodes 429 amino acids. Gene Ontology annotation, biological process: nervous system development.
GAUCCUUUCCCGGUCCUUAUUUGUUUCGCGAGAGGGAAGGGCCGGGGGGAAGAAGCAGCAGAAUGACGAGGAUCGUGUACAUUUUCACCCUGAUCCUGACAGAAGGCAUGACCAUCGCCUCAGCUCGUGACUGCCUCCAGGCUGGGGAAGCCUGCACCAAUGAUCCCAGCUGCAGUUCCAAAUUCCGCACCCUCCGGCAGUGCAUCGCUGGCAACGGCGCCAACAAGCUGGGCCCGGGCGCCAAGAGCCACUGCCGCAACACGCUCACCACCCUCCUGUCCAGCCAGCUCUACGGCUGCAAGUGUAAACGGGGGAUGAAGAAGGAGAAGCACUGCCUGAGUGUCUACUGGAGCAUUCACCACACCCUGAUGGAAGGUAUGAACGUCAUGGAAAGUUCUCCCUACGAGCCCUUUGUAAGGGGGUUUGACUAUGUCCGGCUGGCGUCCAUCACGGCAGGCUCUGAGAACGAGGUCACGCAGGUGAACCGCUGCUUGGACGCCGCCAAAGCCUGUAACGUGGACGAGAUGUGCCAGCGACUCCGGACCGAGUACGUGUCCUCUUGCAUCCGUCGGGGGCCCCGGGCGGACCCCUGCAACCGGUCCAAGUGUCACAAGGCCUUGCGGAAGUUCUUCGACCGGGUGCCCCCCGAGUACACGCAUGAGCUGCUCUUCUGCCCCUGUGUCGACACGGCCUGCGCCGAGAGACGCCGGCAGACGAUUGUGCCCGCCUGCUCCUACGAAGCCAAGGAGAAGCCGAACUGCUUGGCGCCGCUGGACGCGUGCCGAGGAAACUACGUCUGCAGAUCUCGCUAUGCUGAGUUCCAGGUCAACUGCCAGCCCUCUGGACUCCCCUCAGGAACCGGAUGCCAGAAGGAAAACUACGCCGCCUGUUUAUUGGCCUACACUGGCAUCAUAGGCAGCACCAUCACGCCCAACUACAUCGACAACUCGACCGCCAACAUUGCGCCCUGGUGCACUUGCAACGCCAGCGGGAACCGGCAGGAAGAGUGUGAGCGCUUCCUGCACCUUUUCACCGACAAUCUCUGCCUCCAAAAUGCCAUCCAGGCCUUUGACAACAGGACGUAUCUGAGCGCCGCCUCCAGUCCGUCCACCUCGCCCACCACCCAGAUGAGAAAGCAGGAGAGAAACACCGAUAAAGUGUCUGCCACCCACCAGGAGAACAUCCUGGAACAGCUGGAACCCACCAAGGUGUCUGCAGAAGAGAAGCCGUUGCGCGAUGCGUCCCACCUUGGACCUGGAGCGUCCGACUCCGCCCUGGCAUUGACCCUUAACCUCUGGAUGAUGGUGUGGAGCUGCACGGCCACCAGUACUGUCCUCCUGGUGGCUAUGUGAACCAGACUGAGGCCUUGCUCAAGACUGCCCAUUGAGGGGGCCUGCUUGGUCUUCGAUUUUUCCAACUUGGGACUCCAGGAGGGUGGUCCCACCCACCGCCAUCUUCCUCCUCAUCGACUUUGUAGCAAGAGAAGAGGAAAGAAAUCCUCAUCCCAUGAGCUGGUCUGUGAACGUCUUUCUGGAGCGCAAGAGUGGGCCAUCCAGGGAAAGAGUCAACCCUGAACAUCUUCAAGAAAUCCCGCAGAUGUGCUGAAGCCACAAACAGAAACCAAUCCACACGAGCGUCUUUUCUUCAUCUUUGACCAAUGAGUCAAAGCUGCCUCUCCUUUUUUUGGUGCAAUGAAGCAGUCUCACCUGAGAACGAGAAGAUCUGUCCUCUGGGAAAACCUUCUGAAACCAGGUUGGGAUCCACCUUCUCCACGCUUGGUGUGGGAAGACUGCUCCCCCCACAUCAACGUGUGGUAUCAAAACUCUACCUAGCCCCCUUGUUUUUCAUAAAGGUUGAGUGAUUUUAAUUUAAGUCGAGCGAGGCUCAACCACAACCCAAGCAGAAGGACCUUCCACUGGAGUGGUCUAGUGAGAAUCAGAAACUAGGGACCAGCUUUUGAAACGUGGUUCUUGGUGGGAUUCAGUGGGCCUUCACUACAGACGGAAAUUGCCCACCCUUCUUAUGGGCAACGCAUCAGUUGGGGUCAGUUGAGGUUCUUCACCAUGACAGCUUUGUAUAGGAACUGAAAAUUCCCCUACGGGGUUGACGUGUGGUGUGGUGGGACAAGACCGUGGGGGGGGGGUGAAACCUCUCAAAAGAGUGUGCAGGAUGGACAUCUCACACUAGGUCUCCACGAGACGGACAUCUCACGUAUAAGUCUCCACGAGACGGACACGUCCCACGUAGGUCUCCACCCAUUUUUGAAAGGUUGGGGCUCCAAAAGCAAACCCAUCAUGGUCGACCCAACCUUUGUUGAUAGCAACAUGGGUUUCAAAGCAAGAGUUGUGUUUCUCGACAAAAAUCACCACGCCGUUCAGCUUAAGGGGUCUUCCCGGAGAAGGGCAGUGCUUUGAGCUGAGACUAAACGAUUAAACGAGAACAGAUGUUCCAUCCGUGGCAAACGAUUGAUCCCUGCUGAUUCACAGCCCCUGCACACACACAAACACACACACACACACACACACAC